GAGUGAGUGAGUGAGUGAGUGAGUGAGUGAGUGGAAGCCAUAUGGUUACAGAUCACAGAAAUCUCUCCCAGACGCAGGACAUAUGUCCGAGAAAAGCGAGCCGGGGACGAAGAAAUGGUCAUUUGUCGGGCUGAAGCGGCGAGUCUGGCUGGGCGGGCGGCGCAGAGUUUGAGAGAGUGACUCUGAAAAGUGGGAAACCGGAUUAGCGCUGGAGAGAAAGGGCAGCGCGGCGGAGCCUAAUCAUCUUUUUUGCCCCGCAUUUACUGCCCAGAGAAAGCUGAGGGGGGGCGAAAACGCAGCUUUCUGGCGAACUGCAAGCCCGUGGCAGCCUGGAGAGCGCGGGACCCCCUCGGUCUCCUAGUAACGCCGCAAUUUUACCACGUUUUCUCGUGUUUUUACCUCACGUUCAGUGUCGACGAGCUAACGUUACUUCAGCAAGCAGGCGAGCUAGUCGGUGUUUGCUAGCUAAUUAGAUUUAGCGGUUAUUAAGAUGCUCCGGCUCCUGAAUUCGGGACUUUGCCGCUUUGUUGACUGAAUUAGCCGUUUUUAUCUUCUAGUUUCGGACAGAAAUCAGGACCGACGCUCUGAAUUUGGGCGGUUUCGUCCAGACACGGCGGAGGAGCUGCGGCUACUCUCUGAAGACCAACGGCCAACGGUCACUUCGGACUUGGUGUUCUCAGCGGCGCGGAGAAUAAUUAGCCUCGUUUUGCUAAAUCCUCCUCAAGCUGACACAAUUUCGCGAAGAUGUCGGCCAAAGAAUCGAAAGAAAAGCAGUCGACCACUGAACGUAUCGUUAAAUCGGUGCCCCUGCCCCCUCACCAGCGGCUGACCAUAAAGGACCUGUUCGUGGACGGCAAGCCCAACACAGAGCUGCUCAAGAGCCACCUGGUGAAAGAGGGCCGUGUGGAGGAGGACGUCGCUCUUCGUAUCAUCAACGAGGGUGCCAACAUCCUGCGGCAGGAGAAAUGCAUGUUGGAAGUGGAGGCACCCAUCACAGUGUGUGGUGAUGUCCACGGGCAGUUCUUUGACCUCAUGAAGCUUUUCGAGGUGGGAGGGUCACCUGAUAAUACGCGUUACCUGUUCCUGGGAGACUACGUAGACAGAGGUUACUUCAGUAUUGAGUGUGUGUUGUUCCUAUGGUCCCUGAAGAUCAACCAUCCCACCACCCUCUUCCUCCUCAGAGGCAACCACGAGUGCCGGCACCUCACAGAGUACUUCACCUUCAAGCAGGAAUGUAAAAUAAAGUACUCGGAGCGGGUGUAUGACGCGUGUAUGGAGGCGUUUGACUGUUUGCCUCUUGCUGCUCUCCUCAACCAACAGUUCCUCUGCGUCCACGGAGGCCUCUCGCCUGAAAUCAAUUGCUUAGAUGACAUUAGGAAAUUAGACAGAUUUAAAGAGCCUCCAGCUUUCGGCCCGAUGUGCGACCUGAUCUGGGCAGACCCGGGCGAGGACUAUGGCAGCGAGAAGACGUCAGAGUUCUUUAACCACAACUCUGUCCGAGGCUGCUCCUACUUCUUCAGUUAUCCUGCUGUCUGCGACUUUUUGACAAAUAAUAACCUACUGUCUGUAAUAAGAGCUCACGAAGCCCAGGAUGCUGGGUACAGGAUGUACAGGAAAAGCCAGACGACGGGCUUCCCCUCGUUAAUCACCAUUUUCUCAGCCCCCAAUUACCUAGACGUGUACAACAACAAAGCCGCCGUGUUGAAGUAUGAAAACAACGUCAUGAACAUCAGACAGUUCAACUGCUCUCCCCAUCCGUACUGGCUACCCAACUUCAUGGACGUGUUUACGUGGUCCUUGCCUUUUGUCGGAGAGAAAGUGACGGAGAUGCUGGUAAACGUGCUCAACAUCUGCUCUGAUGACGAACUCAUGUCCGAGGGAGAUGACCUGUGUGAAGGUGGAGCACCAGCAGCACGCAAAGAGGUGAUCAGGAAUAAGAUUCGUGCCAUUGGGAAGAUGGCCAGAGUGUUCUCUGUGCUCAGGGAGGAAAGCGAGAGCGUUCUGACCCUUAAAGGAUUGACCCCGACUGGGACGCUACCUCUGGGAGUGUUGUCUGGCGGCAAGCAGACCUUACAGAACGGAGGAUUCUGCGAGUCUUCCCUCUCAUCCUUCUGAAAUGUUUGCUGUAAAGAUUUCUGUUUGGUUGUGAUGCAAACACUGUGAGCAAUGUUUUUAUUUUUUUUUUUUCGCCCCAUGCAACAAAAGAAAAGAGGAGAGUAUUUAUAGGCCUGCCUGUCUUCCUCUUGGCAUCCAAAAUGGCAGCUUGCUGCCUGCCCACUGACUCUCUGGCUAUGCAGUACCUGUCAAAAGUUUGAACGCACCUACUCAUAAAAGUGUUUUCCUCGUUUUUACUGUUUUCCACAUUUUCCACAGUUGGAAGACAUAAAGUCAUAGGCCAAAGUUUGAACACCCGAUUAUUGAUGUUAUCAUCUGUUUUUGCCAUUUUAGUAAACAACUUCUGUUUUUUUUGCUUGGGAAAAACUUUUGCUUGGGGAAAAAUUAGCUGUGUGUUGAAACCUGUGCAGAGGCCGCAUCUUAUGUUAUUCCCCCCCGCCCCCGGAUAUGUUAAAUUCAGUAAAUAAACAAUAAUUGUGUACUGAAAUGUGCGGAAGUGUGUUCUCUGUAGAGGAUGUGCCCAAACCGUCGUGUGUGACUAUAAAAUGACGUGUGUUAUUCGCUUAAAAAAAACUUGAGCAGUGACCAAAAUACAUAUUGAACAAAUUCAAAAUGUCCAGACUCUUGGUAAUCUCUCACGUGCCUUUAUGAGAUACCAUCUGGGAGUAGAGCUUGAAACUAUGGUCCGUACCCAAAUACAGCCCGAGAACUUUCGUCUGACCUGUUCCAAACAACAGCACUAAGUUUUGAGUCCAAACCCGACCCAAGUCUUGGAGAAUUGUGUCUGAAAAUGAACCGAAUUUAGGUCCAAAUGUUUGACUGGUGCUAUAGCAGUUAAAGCAGUUCAUUUGUGCACAUGUAAUGCUGAGGCUUAUGAAUUACCCUACCAAACGAGCUGGCUGGUCGCAUGGUCCUCUCUACCCGAAGAGCCAAUCAAUGGAUGCCUGGCGUGAGAGGUGCAUUAUGGGACUCAUUGAUCCAUGCACUCUGAGUGGGCAGAGCGGUCACUGAGGUGUCAGGGACCAAAAGAAAGGUCACUGAAGGUCAGAAACAGGAAGAGAGUGAGUGAGAGUCCAAAAAAGAUGGUUGCGGUUGAAGAGACAUAAGAGCAAAACUGACCAAACUGCAUAGGGGAGGAAGAGAUGCCGUCGGGUCAUCAAAUAGAUUUGACCUGUGGCCAAUUUCUUGCAAAAAGGGCAUAGCCAAGUCACCCCUGCAUAGCUACUCACGGAGCUGAUUAACCAUGAAGUACUUUCAAAAUUCAUGUUACACAUAAGCUGGUAAAAAAGAGCUAGCUAGAAAAAAUUUCUUUCAAAAUGUCUUAAAAGGAAAACCGAUGACGAUACCACCAGCAGCAGUGUUGUUCUGCUAAUUUCUUUGAAAAUGGUCAAUGUACCUAUUUAUUUAAUAUACCCUUAGACGCGGCAUGCGAUAGUAGCUGAACAAUCUUUAGGCUAGAAAAAUCUUUAGGCCACUAAUUUUGUUGCUUAAAAAAGAUGCUGAAACCUUGUUUUCAUGAGAAGAACAACUUUAAGUGAAUGUCAUUAUAGUACCAUUUUUUAAAGGAAUGUGAGAGUAAAGAAGUUCUUUUGAAGUUAAAAGCACUUUCAGGUAAUAUAAAGAUUUUGUACCAAUCAAGAGAUUGUCCUAGAACCAUAUAUCCAAGCAAAGAGCCCUUUAGGACCAAUAUAUCAGUUGGCUGAUCAUUUCAAUUUGCAGUUUUAUCAGUUCAGAAAAAAAACACCAGUAACACGCUGAUAGGGACAAUUUUGGGUUGCGCGAUCACUGGGAUUUGAACAUGCAACCUCCCGACCUGUUUGUGCCACUGGGGUACCCAAUAUGAGUUAUUCCCUGUUUAACUAUAUAACAGCAAUUCAGACUAAACUUGUCAUUUUGAAAGUCUAAAAUGUCUAUAUAUAUAUAUAUAUAUAUAUAGGUAUUGGUAUUGGCUGUUUUAAUAUUGUUUGGGCCCUAUUUAGAAACCUUUACUUUUAGUAGCGUACUGAUGCAACUUGAGACAGAAUAAGAUUAGAGGUGGAGGUCUUGUCUGGUAGAAGGAGGCGCAGGGUUGGCAGUAGUGAUUCUCUGAAGAAACAGCAGUAGACGGCAGUCCCUCACUGUGAUCUUUUUAUGUUUCUUCCCUGCGUGGAGGCUGUUGGGCUUCACAGACCCCGCUGAUGUGGUAUUUAAAAGUGCUGCAUGCAAGAAUAAACCAGUAAUUGGGUCCUGAUUCUUGCCUGCUUCUCUGCUCUCUAGCAGAAAAAUGUGCAAAUGCACACGUUGGCUGUUUGGAAAGAGCUGUCCAUUUUCUGACAGGCUAUUCAGGAUGCCAGACGUUGAAUGUUUGCAGGGAUCAUCUUUAACAAACUGUAGCCCUUUGCUAACAGCUUUAGUCUGUUAAAUAUAGGUGUACCCCCUUUAAAUUGAUUGUUACUAUUAGAAUACCCUUAUUUUAAUGUCUGUGAAGAGUAUUAUCUUGAUUAGCCAGUCUUUGGCCAAAUCUUUUAUAUAAGGAAUGAAGUAAGAACCUAAACUGAUAACUAGCGCUAAUCACUUACGCCUCUGCCUCAUCUGUGUACUUGCUCCAGAUUUGACUAAUUCCUUUUCCUUUUUUCUGCCAGUUUUGUGCUAUGCAUAUUUGCUGAAAUGAAUUUCUACUAUUUGAUCUGUCAUGCUGUGGUUUGCUUGUGGCAGUUGCCGGUAAAUGCUGAAUUAAUAUCAUUGACCACUUGCUUUUUUCCCCUCUUCAUUUUGGGCUUCUCGUUA
Messenger RNA from Pygocentrus nattereri (red-bellied piranha), 4881 nucleotides. It is a transcript of the gene ppp3cca, whose product is annotated as protein phosphatase 3, catalytic subunit, gamma isozyme, a. The transcript is spliced from 13 exons. Gene Ontology annotation, cellular component: calcineurin complex; cytoplasm. Bases 745 to 2115 code for a protein of 456 amino acids. Gene Ontology annotation, molecular function: calmodulin-dependent protein phosphatase activity; calmodulin binding. The record is from RefSeq and is a predicted model, not a curated record. NCBI's taxonomy places the organism in Eukaryota, Metazoa, Chordata, Actinopteri, Characiformes, Serrasalmidae. Gene Ontology annotation, biological process: calcineurin-mediated signaling.